Molecule: messenger RNA, 780 nt
Organism: Lindgomyces ingoldianus
Lineage: Eukaryota; Fungi; Ascomycota; Dothideomycetes; Pleosporales; Lindgomycetaceae
Exons: 9
Coding region: 1-780 (259 amino acids)
Source: RefSeq, a predicted model, not a curated record
AUGAAGUUUUCCGCGGCGGCUGCGAGUGUCAAAAUGUCGCUGGAAGAUUUUAUGGAUGGUCGUCGGACAUAUGCAAGCGAUGGCCAUCGACAAUCAAGGGUGGAAGGAGAUGAGAUACAAUCUUCCCGAAUAAAUGAAUCCACAACGGCAAUUGGAUCCCCACAUCGCAUUGCAGAAGGACCGCUCAAUGUAACCAUCUCCGGAUUUCCUACCUCUUCUUCUUUUCGUAGAAGAUUUGUGAGGCUUCCAAGUGGCGCGAGGUCAUCCUUUAGUAUUACAAUUACACCAUCGAAGAGUCCUCGAGCGAGAAAAAUUAAACCUAAAAUGUACCACCAUGAACCCACCUUCAAGUCGGACGGUCUAAAGAAAGCUGAUGGGAAAAAUCUCAUUCAAACUGCGGCUCCAGCUUCAUUGUCACGAUUAACUGGGACAUGCCUCGGACUACCCCCGGAGGGCCAUCGCCACUCUCCUAUCUCAUGUUACUUAUUGAUAUUUUCUUCACUGCACCCAGCAACGCAAAAUACUUCACAUUCAUGCACCCAAAGGAGAGAAUCGUUUUGCUGGGGAUUCCUUACUAUGGAUUUUCUAUUUUGCAUCAAUAGAAUCAAAAAGCUACGGUCUAUCACUGUUAAGCGAGAAACCCUGUUGAAUUCGAUGAAAAAGAACUCUAGCUUAGUGCCUCUUGAAAUACAACAGAUGUGUGCCGCAGUUUGCUUCAUUUCCUUCCUAACGCGGCCAGGUAAUCUCUGGCUGAUACCCCUGGGCACCAGCCCAUUAUAA